AUGGCCAAACUCACUGGCCUUUCUAAUGAGAUCUUACUUUCCAUUGUUGCAUACUUCACAUCGAGCGAUGCACCCGAUGUUGAAGCCUUACUGAGCUUAUGCCGAACGUCCCGCACGUUAGUGUCUGUCGCGCGGCCGGCGCUUUACACUUGUGUGCAACUGGCAGAGCCAGUGCCAGACCCUUUGAGAUCUCUCAAGCUCUUCCUCGAAGCUUCGAUAGAAUAUCCCGAGCUAGCAAAUAAGACGCGAGAGCUGAUUUUAUUCAACGACCGAGGAAUACGCUACGAGUGGCCUGACCUUGGACGUGAUGACACAUUCAUGAGGUUAUCAACAUUGAUAGGAGGGCAUGAUGGUGAGAUCGAACCGGAACUCUGCUACAAACCGCUUGCGUUAUACGUUCUUGCCCGAGUGCCAAACGUCCAACAUGUUCACCUUGAAGCGCAGAUCGAACAUCCGCGCGCGCUGCUACAACACAUGCACGGGAAGAGAGAUGCCGACACUUCAUUCCUUGCUAAGUUGAAGACGUUCCACUUGCACAAGCGAUAUGAAAAGGGACCAAUCGAUCUGGAAGACUUUAUCCCCUUCAUGCAUUACCCUGCCUUCGAAAGAUUCUCAACCGAGAGCGAUGUAUCAGACAUAACAGGCGAGCGUCCUGCUACUAACACAGUGACACACACAGUAGCUGAGCUGUUUUGGAGCUUGGGACCGCUCUCUAUCAUGAAAGCACUCUUGUACGCAUGUCCACGCUUAACCGUCUUCAAACUCAUCAUUCCAGAUGGGAGGCGCCAUGAUUGCAUGAUGUGGGACGUAGCCCAUCAGCCACUGGUUUGCCCUCGAGAUCUUGUGAAAGCGCUACUAGAAAAUCAUCGGCGGACUUUAGAGACGCUGCAUUUGGACUUUCGUUACUACUACGACCUCGGUGAUCCAAUUUUCCAGCAGGACCUGUGGGAGACUGGUGUGGGCCUAGAUGACUAUAUCUACCCCUCAAUUCGCGACUUUGAGCAUUUGUCGCUCCUAACGAUCGAAUUCGAGAAGCUCGCUAAGCUUGGUGAUCUACCGUUGUCACUCAAGUUAUUGAAACUGCAACGCUGCCAGUUCGCAGAUCUAGACGCGACAUAUCUUCAGGAUCUUGCACGACUGAAAGAAACAUGGUGUCCAGUUAUUGAACACGUCGAGAUAAGUGGCCUCGAAGUCACUGACGAUGCCUUCGUCAGAGUUCGGGAACAUGCGAUUUUCUUGGAUUUACCGCACCACGUGUCAACGGAUGGACGGCACCUUCUAUUCCAGAAUGUGGGUUACAAUCUAGAGAUUCAGAGAACGGAGGUUUGA
This is a messenger RNA of Alternaria burnsii, 1329 nucleotides long. RefSeq lists its product as uncharacterized. Lineage: Eukaryota; Fungi; Ascomycota; Dothideomycetes; Pleosporales; Pleosporaceae. The record is from RefSeq and is a predicted model, not a curated record. Bases 1 to 1329 code for a protein of 442 amino acids. The transcript is spliced from 2 exons.